Messenger RNA from Exophiala mesophila, 760 nucleotides. Its product is annotated as mitochondrial import inner membrane translocase subunit tim10. The transcript is spliced from 2 exons. NCBI's taxonomy places the organism in Eukaryota, Fungi, Ascomycota, Eurotiomycetes, Chaetothyriales, Herpotrichiellaceae. Gene Ontology annotation, biological process: protein insertion into mitochondrial inner membrane. The record is from RefSeq and is a predicted model, not a curated record. The coding region runs from base 152 to 448 and encodes 98 amino acids. Gene Ontology annotation, cellular component: mitochondrial inner membrane.
CUUCAACGUUGAUCAACCUCAGCUCCAAUCAUCACCAACGACGACAGUAUUGACAUUCUAUCUCUCAGUCUUUGCGAUAUACUAGGAUUCAUUCUUGGGUAGCUAUCACCCUUUCCUGUCUCGCAUCCUCCCAUCUACCACCUACCCCAUCAUGUCGUUCCUAUUUGGAGGCGGACGGCCGCAGCCAUCAUCAGCAGAAAAGAUUGCUGCAGUGGAAACCGAGAUGGAAAUGGUCUCAGACAUGUUCAGCAGAUUGACCCAAUCAUGCCUCCAGAAAUGCGUUCCCGCCGACUAUCGCGAAGCCGACCUGAGCAAAGGCGAGAGUGUCUGCCUUGACCGCUGUGUAUCCAAGUUCUUCGAGGUCAACAUCAAGGUUUCAGAGAAGAUGCAAAACGCUGCUGCUGGCGCCCAGGCCAGUGGCGGUGGCGGCGGAAUGUUUGGAAUGUAAUCAAUAUCGGAGAAAUAUCAAUCGUCUAGAUGGAUAAAUUAUUCCGUCUUUGUAUGACGAGGUAUCAAAAAGCUUCGAUGACAGUCUUGUUAAUGGACUAUCCCCGGUUUUCGACGUUGGGAAAACCAUGUGUAUAUUAUUUUACAAACACUCGUCACCAAGGACCACAAUGCCGCUUCGUUUGAUUUCCCAACAUCAUACAAGAUGCUUGCGGUUGAGGUACAUAGAUGUGUCGGCACAGAUACAAUCAACACAGACAAUUCACUCCAAGCGCCAUGCUCAAUUCCAACACCUCAUCAUCCAUCCGUUAUA